UUGUGUAUUUGACCAGGAUAAUAUAAAAUGGAGGCGAGAGAAAGCUCAGCAGACAAUUAGGGCGUCCAUGGUCGAAAUGCAGAGAAAUCCGAACGAGAAAUGCUUUGACAAGAGGGAGGAUUUUCAGCGAGGGACACAACAGGCAUCAUAUUUGAGAAAAGCUGAUGAGAUAGCUUAUCAGUGCGUUUCUGAUAAGAAGUAAUCUUCGAGUAUUGCAUGCUUUAAACGAAACUUUGCACUGUUUAUUCAACCACUGGACCAGGUCUGCAUUGAGUGCGCGAUGGUCCCCUCCAAAGGUAAACAUAUACCUUAUCGUGCUGCAAAGACGCAGUUAACAUAAACGAGUGCAUGAAGAUAACCACAAACCUCGACAAAGAAGUACGUUGAAAACUUUAGGUAUAAUCUUUAAAUUAAUGAAGGUGAAGGAUAACUGGUCUGCUUAUCUGAAAAAUCAGAGAUUGCUAAAGGCGGUAUCUAUGCACACUGCAUAUGUUAUCGGCACAGAACGUCAAAUUUGAAUCAUUGUUAACUAGAAAAGGCACAUCUUAAGUUACGAACGUAAUGCAUUCUGCAGUUAGAUAAUAAGACAUUGGAAUAAUGUGACAUAUCAAACGCUUAAUACCUAAUGUACAACUCUACCGUAAAAUAUAUUAUCACGGAGAAAGUUUCUCAUAACACGUAAGCAACAAUUUCACAUAUGUUAAUGAACACUAUUGUUGGAAUAGUAUGCAAACAUAGAAUACGUGCAAAAGACUGUGACAUCUAGAGAUAUUAAUUUGCAUGUUUUGUCGUGUCAAAACAGAAUAUACACCAACGGUAAAAUCCAUAUUCGUAUCUUAAUAUUACAACAAUUUAACAUUGAAAGAUGUUUUCCAUGAAGCUCAUAAAACGGCUGAUACUAGCGCUUUUAUUAGCAUGUAUUUGUUAUCCUGUGUUUAUUGUCAUAUAUGGACUGACAAAGUUCACAUCCUCAGGAAAAAUUAAUACUAAAUUUAAGAGUGCAAGGAAUGCGAUGGGCCUGGAAAAUGAGGUUCGAGUGUUUAACACUUCUAUUGACUAUUCAAGUGCAAAACAGAUUCACAAAUGUGUUGAUAUGAAAAUAAACACUCUGGAAAUCACACCGAUUUGUGUAUACGAUCCAGAGGUGGAUUUGUUUGUUUCCAAAUACAUCAUAAACGAAGGGAGUUGGGAAGGCGCUCUUAUCUUGGAAGUGGUUUCCAUACUUCGCGGUGAUCCUAAUCUAGAAUUUUUCGAUUUCGGUUGUAACGUCGGGGUGUAUACUCUUGCAAUAGCUAAGUUCGGGCGGCGGGUCACAGCACUUGAUGCCAACCAGAAGAACCUCGAGAUGCUUACUACGUCACUUCAGAUGGGAAAUCUUACCGGAAUGGUAACGCUGAUCUGGAACGCGCUCUCCGACAAAAAAGAAUUAGUGGGAUUUAAAGAAAGGGAAACGAACGUCGGAGCUUUGCAAAUGGUAAGCGGUGUCAUGAACAACAGUAUUGUCACCGAUGAGAAUAGUUCGAUGGCAAUUGCUCUAGAUGAUUUAAUGCCAAUGCUAAGGAACCGACCCGUGGUAAUAAAAAUGGACAUAGAAGCGUUUGAACUCAAAGCGAUGAUUGGUGGAAAGAAAUUUUUUGAUAAGGUAGAUGUAAAAUUUCUUUUGAUGGAAUGGGUUCAUCAUAAAGACUCCGAUGACGGCGCCAGAAUAAUACAGUUUUUAACAUGCAGAGGAUUUAAACCGUCUAAUCCACUGGAGAGGUCAGUUACGUUGAAAAUUGAUAACCGAAAGUCUUGGCCGGAGGAUGUUUUGUGGAUAAAGGAUUUAAACUGGAUUAUUUAAUGCUAUCCUAUUCUUAAAUAUGAAUUAUUCGGGUACAGGGCUAGCACUGUGUGUAACAAGUUAUGCUAUUUGUUGUUUGCUGUUUCAUAAACUAAACAGUAGUUUAUUAAAUAAUUAAAAACUGCA
Molecule: messenger RNA, 1966 nt
Organism: Dreissena polymorpha
Lineage: Eukaryota; Metazoa; Mollusca; Bivalvia; Myida; Dreissenidae
Exons: 2
Coding region: 866-1840 (324 amino acids)
Source: RefSeq, a predicted model, not a curated record